Penicillium bovifimosum is the source of this 1665-nucleotide messenger RNA. RefSeq names its product putative NADPH oxidase (NoxA). Gene Ontology annotation, cellular component: plasma membrane; NADPH oxidase complex. Bases 1 to 1665 code for a protein of 554 amino acids. Gene Ontology annotation, molecular function: superoxide-generating NAD(P)H oxidase activity. Gene Ontology annotation, biological process: defense response; superoxide anion generation. Lineage: Eukaryota; Fungi; Ascomycota; Eurotiomycetes; Eurotiales; Aspergillaceae. The transcript is spliced from 4 exons. The record is from RefSeq and is a predicted model, not a curated record.
AUGGCAGCCGUAAAGGCUUCCUGGCUCCAGAGAACGGACUUGACCUUUUCCAAGGUCUUGUUUCAUCUUUUCUUCUGGGGUUUACAUAUUGGUCUUUUUGCUGUAGGCUGGUACAUGCAGGCAUCAAAUCCUAAACUGGCGGCUCUAAAUGCUCUCUCCUAUUCAGUUUGGAUAUCACGAGGCGCGGGCCUUGUGCUCUCGGUCGAUUGUACCUUGAUCCUGUUUCCGAUGUGUCGGAAUAUCCUUCGAUGGUUGAGGCCGCAGAUCAGAUGGCUACCGCUCGACGAAUCGGCUUGGUUUCAUCGCCAGGUAGCCUAUUCAAUGUUGGUAUUCACCGCCAUUCAUACCGGUGCUCACUACGUGAAUUUCUACAACAUUGAAAAAGAACGGAUACGGCCAGAGCUGGCAGUCACAAUUCAUUUCACUCGUGCAAGUGGUAUCACUGGUCAUGUCAUGCUUCUGUGCAUGAUGCUGAUGUACACCACUGCACAUCAUCGCAUCCGCCAGCAAGCAUAUGAGACCUUUUGGUAUGCCCAUCAUUUGUUCAUUCCGUUCAUGUUGGCGCUCUAUACACACGCCACUGGAUGCUUUGUACGGGACACCGCUGCCCCUUUUUCGCCCUUUGCAGGAAAACAGUUCUGGGACCAUUGCUUAGGCUAUGAAGGGUGGAGAUGGGAGUUGGUGAUCGGGGCUUUGUAUCUCUUCGAGCGACUGUACAGGGAGAUUCGCGCCCGACGCCCGACGGUAAUCACAAAGGUUAUCCGUCAUCCCUAUGCCGCCAUGGAGAUCCAGUUUCGCAAGCCAGGCAUGAAGUACAAAGCCGGACAAUGGCUAUUCCUCCAAGUGCCUGAUGUUUCCAGUACCCAAUGGCACCCAUUUACCAUUACCUCCUGUCCCUUCGACCCUUAUCUCAGCAUUCACGUUCGUCAAGUCGGAGAUUUCACCCGAGCACUCGGAGACGCACUCGGUUGCGGUCCUGCGCAAGCCAAAGACCUCGAAGGCCUCGACCCUAACGGCAUGUACGAAGUCGCACUGCAAAAUGGACAAACCAUGCCCGCGAUCCGCGUGGAUGGACCAUAUGGUGCACCCGCAGAGGAUGUAUUCGAAAACGAAAUCGCUGUACUCAUCGGCACCGGCAUCGGUGUUACACCCUGGGCCUCUAUCCUCAAAAAUAUUUGGCAUCUCCGUUCAAGUCCCAACCCUCCUCGCCGAUUACGACGUGUAGAGUUUAUUUGGGUCUGCAAGGACACUUCCUCGUUUGAGUGGUUCCAGGCUCUGUUAUCCUCCCUCGAAGCACAGUCUGCCAGCGCGGCUGCCAGCGAGGGAAGUGCCGAGUUCUUGCGCAUCCACACCUACCUCACCCAGCGUCUAGACGCCGAUACCGCUGCGAAUAUCUACCUGAACUCUGUCGGCCAAGCCCUCGACCCUCUCACGGAGCUGAAGAGUCGGACGAACUUCGGUCGUCCGGACUUCAAGCGCCUUUUCACGGCAAUGCGACUUGGCUUGCUGAAUCAGUCCUACAUGACGGGUCUGCAAAGUGCUGCUGCCACGGAGAUAGGAGUAUAUUUCUGUGGACCUAAUACUGCUGCGAUGCAAAUUAGCGAUGCAGCCAAGUCGUCGUCGACCAAGGAUGUCCGAUUCAAAUUCUGGAAGGAACACUUCUAG